ACCAGUUGUAUGCGCGGAUCCCCAGGUGCUGUCUUUAACUGGAUGGAAGUCACAGUCACAUCCACGCCGAUCUGAGGGGAAAUUCUUACGGUACGGACUCAUAAUUCCAGGAUGCGCUAAUAUUUCUGACAUGCUCACGGCGAUCGGCAAUUUAAGAUAAACUCCACCUGGCGUCUCCACUCUUUCCGCAGCCAUGGCCAUCUACGUAUCUGGAGGGGCCGUGUUCACCAUCCUCCUCAUUAGCAGGUUGUUGGAGAGCUCGAUGCUCAACGCAGAAGUGAAGGAAGGAGAGAUUCUGCCCCCUACCAUUCAUAGGCUGAUGAAAGGAUACAACAAGUACCUCAGGCCUUUCUUUGACAAUGGUCCUGUAACAGUGGGAAUGAGCCUGGACAUUGCCAGCAUUGACACCAUCUCAGAGAUCAACAUGGACUACACUGCCACCAUAUUCCUCCGCCAGCGCUGGACGGACGAGCGCUUGGUGUUUGAGGGCAAUAAGAGCCUGAGCCUUGACGGGCGGCUAGUGGAGCUGCUCUGGGUCCCUGACACCUUUAUCGUCGACUCCAAGAAGUCCUUCCUCCAUGACAUCACCGUGGAGAACAGGCUGAUACGCAUCUUCCCCAACGGGACCGUCCUUUACGCUCUGAGGAUUACUACCACAGUCGCUUGCAACAUGGAUCUGACCAAGUAUCCCAUGGACAAACAGACCUGCACGCUACAACUGGAGAGCUGGGGUUACAACAUCAAUGAUGUCAUGUUCUACUGGACCAGAGGAAAUGAGUCUGUCAGCGGUUUAGACACCCUGCAGCUGGCUCAGUACACAGUGGAGGACCACUACACUUCUGUCUCAGAGGCCGUUUAUGAAACUGGCAAUUACCCGAGGCUGGUCUUCCACUUUCAGCUGAAGAGGAGCAUUCUGUACUUCAUCCUAGAGACUUACGUCCCAUCGAGCCUGCUUGUUGUCCUCUCCUGGGUCUCCUUCUGGAUUUCCCUGUCCUCUGUUCCAGCACGUAUUUGUAUAGGAGUGACCACAGUACUGACCAUGACCACUCUGAUGAUGGGAGCCCGGACGUCACUGCCCAAUGCCAACUGCUUCAUUAAGGCCAUUGAUGUGUAUUUAGGAAUCUGCUUCAGCUUUAUCUUUGGAGCGCUCAUUGAGUAUGCCGUGGCCCACUUCUGCUCCCUCAGUCACAUGGACUCACACAUUCUCAUGCAGUACGGCCACCACAUACACGACUUUGAUGACGAAAUGAACGGCAUCAUCACCACCAUCUCCAAUCACAACAGGGCCAAGAGACGCAAGGAGGCUGCCGCAACUCCUGCCCCGGCUCCCGCUUCCCUAGAACUCACUGUCAGCCCGUCCAGCCCUUCGGGCAGUGAGCCUAAGCCCGAGGCGCCGCCCCCGGAGCCCACCAACUGGUGUCUCACUGCUCUGGCCACCGUCCGCAAAGUGCUCCGCGCCAUAAAUUGCUGUCACGUGGAGAACCCCCACCACAUAGACAACUACUCCAGAGUCACCUUCCCCCUGUCUUUUGUCAUGGUUAACCUGCUCUACUGGACAUAUUAUCUGUACUUUUAGAAUCUGUUUGUGUGCAGCAUGCAUCCCAGAGAGAGUGAGACGGAGAGUGUAUGUAGACAAGAAGUGUAUUUUACUGUAUGUAUGUACAGUAACUCUUAUUAGGUGUGUUUUGAGAUGAGUUUGUACAAUUUCAGCAUUUAGAUCCAUGAGCGAAGUAGAAGUAGGUUUUCGGGGGAAAGUCACACUUAUGAUUACAGCUCCAUUUUAAAAUAUCUAUGUGUUCUCGAAUUGAGUCAUUUUAAAUGUAAUGCAGCUGGCUCAUUUGACACUGACUGGGUGAGAUUUGAUCAACGCUGAUACACGUUGAGAUGAAGAGAACAUUGUUUGCAAAGAAAAAAAUGACCAGUCUGCAUUGUUGUAGUAUAUUAGUUUUGAGUGAAUCACUUUGCAGGUUGUUACUGUCAGACACGCAGAAGAUAGAGCUGUAAUCUAAGUCUUAAUGACAGAAUGUGCUACCAUUUCUGAGGGAGAGAAAGAUACCUGUUUCAUUUUGAUUCUCUGUUGUGAUGGAUUGAUUAUUAGUAUGUUACAAUUUCAUCUUCCAUUUCUGCCUGCAGGUGUAACAUUUAGAGGGAAGUAGCAAAAAUAAUGGAUGAGAGAAAAGUGAUUAAAAAGAGAGAGAAGGGAGCUGAAAAAGUAACUCAAGUUAAAAACUAUAAACCAGUUUCUCAAGGACGAUCACUUCCAUUCGCUGUUGAAAUCUCUCUUUGUCCCUCUAAGAGUUAUUUUUAAUACACUGAGCAUUUGACACUAUACAUGUAGUGGCCCUUGAUCCCUUCAGCUGUGUUCUGGAAAUCUUGCCACCGUUAGCGUGAACAGUAUUCUUACACUUGUCAUCUCCCAAAUCUAAGGAAAUGAAACUACGAUAUGUUUAAGCAAUAACUCACGACAGGCCGUGGUAUAUGGUCAUUAUAUCACAGUU
Messenger RNA from Cottoperca gobio, 2498 nucleotides. RefSeq names its product gamma-aminobutyric acid receptor subunit pi (gene gabrzb). Gene Ontology annotation, biological process: monoatomic ion transmembrane transport. NCBI's taxonomy places the organism in Eukaryota, Metazoa, Chordata, Actinopteri, Perciformes, Bovichtidae. Gene Ontology annotation, molecular function: transmembrane signaling receptor activity; extracellular ligand-gated monoatomic ion channel activity. The record is from RefSeq and is a predicted model, not a curated record. Gene Ontology annotation, cellular component: membrane. Bases 194 to 1576 code for a protein of 460 amino acids. The transcript is spliced from 10 exons.